Messenger RNA from Malaya genurostris, 2059 nucleotides. RefSeq names its product zinc transporter ZIP11 (gene Zip48C). The record is from RefSeq and is a predicted model, not a curated record. The coding region runs from base 685 to 1752 and encodes 355 amino acids. NCBI's taxonomy places the organism in Eukaryota, Metazoa, Arthropoda, Insecta, Diptera, Culicidae. Gene Ontology annotation, biological process: zinc ion transmembrane transport. The transcript is spliced from 4 exons. Gene Ontology annotation, cellular component: membrane. Gene Ontology annotation, molecular function: zinc ion transmembrane transporter activity.
AAUAACUGAAAUAGAUACCACAGUGCGAUCCGCCAAAUCCUUCCUCCAACUAAAUGAACAGAAUAAUGUCCAGAUUUUCAAUUAGUGCCAAAGAUUCGCCAGGCUGCGUGACAACUGGAGUAACUUAGAAGUGAAAUCCAGAUCUGAAAUGGUCGUUUGUUUAUGUUUACAUGUUUGAAUCCCGGCGCGCCAUACUUAUUUUCGUGAGAAAAUUACCAAAACAACCAAAACUGUCUUACCACGCCACCAGUGUAUUUUACGUCGUGGACUUCAGCUACGCCUUCUCUGAUUGAUAUAGCGUCAUUUGUUCCAUGCUUGUAUAGGAUAGGAGCCCCAGUACAUAGUAUGGAACAUCCUCAAUGAGCCGACCUGCCCACAUUCAGUCUUGCCGUGGAAUCAAUCCGUCAGUCAGUUGUGAGAAAGAUUAACAACCACAGAAAAAUGAUAAUGUUUGUUUUUGAACCGUAAAAGCUAUGGAUUCAGUACCGGUUGUGUAGUUAAAAUAAACUGCACCUGCUGGAUUUACGGAUUGCGGCCUUGAUUAAGGACGACUACGAAACGAUUGAUUACCACCCAGCGAGACGCCUGCAUCCAAUCUCUUAAGCCGAUUAUAUGACAUUUACUUCUCUCGUCCCACACCUGGACCAUUUUAAUUAACCGCAACGCAGCACAGUCACCAUCACCAUGAUCCAGGAUUACGGACCAGUAACUCAGGCCCUACUGGGAACUCUCCUGACGUGGGGUUUAACGGCGCUCGGUUCCGGAAUGGUUAUAUUCCUACGUGGCAACCAGCGAAAAUCGUUAGAUAUCUCACUUGGUUUUGCCGCCGGUGUCAUGAUUGCUGCCAGUUUCUGGUCUCUGCUGGCACCGGCCAUCGAACUUGCCGACAGUUCGAAAAUGUACGGCAGCAAGGGAGAGUUUGCUUUCAUACCGGUGGCGAUCGGAUUCCUGUUGGGAGCGAUUUUCGUUUACGGGACGGAUAAGGUUAUUUCCUAUCUGGGAAUCAACAGUCCGACGAUGAUGAUCGCUUUGACUCACGCCAACAAGGACAAAGCAGAUAUUGCGAUUGACGAUCAAGUUUCAUCGUUGGAGCAUGGCAGGAGUUCGUAUGCGGGAGUAGCUCCGAAUCCCCAGGACAGUUCGUUUGCAAUCGGUAUGGACAGUUUCGCUGAUUGUUUGAAUGCGCAGCAUGGCAGUGUAUCGAGAAAACGCAGAAAGGGAAGUGAGAUGUGCAAAGAACAGUCGUUAUAUACCAACACAAGUCAAAGUCAAAUCGAUGCUCAGUUGUCACAAUGGAAAAGAAUCAUGCUACUGGUGGUCGCUAUAACCGUGCAUAACAUUCCCGAAGGGUUGGCCGUUGGUGUCAGUUUCGGUGCAAUUGGAACAACCGAAUCGGCCACUUUUGAGGCUGCACGUAAUUUGGCUAUUGGCAUCGGGAUUCAAAACUUUCCGGAAGGACUGGCUGUCAGUCUGCCACUGCAUGCAGCCGGGUUUAGCCUCGGCAAAAGCUUCUGGUACGGUCAACUGUCCGGUAUGGUUGAACCGAUCUUUGGAAUCCUUGGUGCAGUUGCUGUCAGCCUAGCUACGAUUAUUUUGCCUUAUGCUCUUUCGUUUGCGGCCGGUGCCAUGAUCUAUAUCGUUGCGGAUGACAUUCUACCGGAGGCACACGCUAGUGGAAACGGUCAAUUAGCGACCUGGGGAUCGAUCGCUGGAUUCGUGGUGAUGAUGUGCCUCGACGUUGGGCUUGGAUAAGUUUUUUGUUUUCGACAGUCCUACUUUCCAACAAUCAAUACAAACCGAUGUGAUUCGACUGGGAUGUACUUUAAUUGAGUAAGUAUUAAUUGUAUUCGUCAGAAAUACUUAAUAGGGGACAACACAAAAAAACAAAUAUCAUUUAUCAUGGAUUUCCAUGAAAGAUAGUAAUAGUAGUAGCAUAACAGAUUGUGAGAGUACAUGAUAUGUACGCUUUGAACAGAAGCAAACGCCGAACGUUUUCCUGCUCUUUUAACUUAGUUUAUUUAGUUCACUGUACAAAUACAUUUUAUGACAAACAGUUAAA